CACAGCCCCGGGGUGCCCCGGCCCCGUGCCGGCUGUGCCGCCCGAGGCGGGGCCGGGGGGGCGGUUCCGCAGGGCCCAGUUAAAGCGGCGGCGGCCCGAGGCGGCGGCGGAGGCGGUGGCGAUGGGCAGCGAGGGCCAACGGGGCCCGGCUGCGGCCCGGGGCCCCGGGCAGGGCGACCCCCGGGCCCUGCGGAGGGACUGCCAGCACCGGAUCUUCGUCAACCGGAGCCUGGCGCUGGAGAAGAUCAAGUGCUUUGGCUUUGACAUGGACUACACCUUGGCUAUGUACAAGUCCCCUGACUACGAGGAGCUGGCCUUCGCUCUGCUGCUGGAGCACCUUGUUGCCAUCGGGUACCCUCCUGAGAUCCUGGCCUACAAAUAUGACCCCAGCUUCCCCACCCGGGGGCUGGUGUUCGAUGCCCUGUACGGGAACCUGCUGAAGGUGGAUUCCCACGGGAACCUGCUGGUCUGUGCCCAUGGCUUCCGUUUCCUCAAGGGAGCCGAAAUCCUUCACUAUUACCCCAACAAGUUCAUCCAGCGGGAUGACAUGAAGCGCUUCCACAUCCUCAACACCCUCUUCAACCUCACAGAGGCCCACCUCUAUGCCUGUCUCGUGGACUUCUUCACCAACUGCUCCAGAUAUGUCAACUGUGACACUGGCUACAAGCACGGGAACCUCUUCAUGUCCUUCCGCAGCAUGUUCCAGGAUGUGCGCGAGGCCAUGGACCACGUCCACCUCUCUGGCUGCCUCAAGGAGAAGACGCUGGAGAACCUGGAGAAAUAUGUGGUGAAGGAUCCCCGUGUGCCGCUGCUGCUGAGCCGCAUGAAGGAGGUGGGGAAGGUCUUCCUGGCCACCAACAGUGACUACACCUACACUGAUGCCAUCAUGUCCUACCUGUUUGACUUCAGCAAUGAGGACAAGGCUGACAUCCCACGGCGGCCCUGGAGGUCCUACUUCGACCUGAUUGUGGUGGACACCCGCAAGCCCCUCUUCUUUGCUGAGGGCACUGUCCUGCGCCAAGUGGACACGGACACGGGGAAGCUGCGCAUUGGGACGUACACGGGCCCCCUGCAGCACUGUGCUGUGUACUCUGGUGGCUCCUCGGAUGUGGUGUGUGACCUCCUGGGUGUGAAGGGCAAGGACAUCCUCUACAUGGGGGACCACAUCUUCGGGGACAUCCUGAAAUCCAAGAAGCGGCAGGGCUGGCGCACCUUCCUGGUGGUGCCUGAGCUGGCCCGAGAGCUGCAGGUCUGGACAGAGAAGAGUGAGCUCUUUGAGGAGCUGCGGAGCCUGGAUCUCUUCCUGGCCGAGCUGUACCAGCACUUGGACAGUGGCAGCAGUGAGCGCCCAGACAUCAGCUCCAUCAAGCGCCGGAUCCAGAAAGUCACACAUGAGAUGGACAUGUGCUAUGGGAAGAUGGGCAGCCUGUUCCGCUGUGGCUCGCGUCAGACACUCUUUGCCAACCAGCUGAUGCGCUACGCAGACCUCUACGCUGCCUCCUUCAUCAACUUCCUCUAUUACCCCUUCAGCUACCUCUUCCGGGCUCCCCCUGUCCUGAUGGCUCAUGAGUCAACAGUGGAGCACUCUCACCGGGACUCAGGGGAUGCUGGCACUGCCCUUCCUCCCUGGCUGGCCCAGCAUGGUGACCCUCACCAGCAGGUCCCCCAGGACUCAAGUGGGGAGGAGGAAGAUGAUGGAGAAGCCUGAGCACGCCCCAACUGCCAUGCUGCCCACGGGAGGACAUUCAGUGGCCCUGGACCACUUGCGCUCAUGGCCAGCUGCCACCUCUGGUGGCCACAGGAUGGCUGGUGGCCCUGACUUCUGGUCCCUGUCACAUCUGUCCCCUGUCCCUGGGCAGUUGGGACCUUCUCCUGACUCUGCCCAGAGCCAGGAGAGGCUCCCCCCCCAAGUCUGCUAGCUCCUGCCCCUUUAAUUCAUAUCUGCCUGUUGCCCCUUGAACUCAUUCCUCUCCCACCAGCUCAGUGCCAGUCUGGGGGCACCCAGCACCAGGGUGAACAGGCAGUGCCACUGCUGCAGCAUCCCUGGCAGCCCCACUGCAGCAGUUGGGCUCCAAGCAGCUAAAGCCCCCUGCCCCUUUAGCCUCUGGGCCUGGCCAUGAGCACCACAGUGCUGGGUGGAUGGGGUGGGGCUCUGCAGGUGACACCUGCUCCAGGGGAAGCCCCUGCACCUGCUGUUUCUCUUUUCUUCUUUCUACCCUUUUCUAUUUAUAAAACAUCCUCAAAACUCCUGGCACUGCAGAGACAUAAAAUUGGUUUUAAAGGAAAACUGUUUUGUCCCUGCACCUGAGAGCUGGGGGCAAAGGGCAGUCCCCCAGUCCUCAUCCAGCAGCUGGGGCAAGCACAAGCCCCUAGGGAGAAGGUGGCAGCCCCGAGCUAUCCCCAGCUCUGAAGAGGGGCCAGGCCAGCAGCACUCCACAGAGCAGAGCCACCCCAUGCCAGAACUGCUCUGAGACUUCUGCCCGCAUCCCUGGCUGAGUGGAGAUGCUGAGCCAAGGCUGGGGUUGGGAGAGAGGAGGAGAAGAGCGUGAUGGGGCCAGGAGCACUGCCUGCUGGGGCCGGGUGGGUGACAGCAGGGCUCCCCCACCUUCCACAGCUGCAGUGUGGUCACUGUUCCCAGCAGAGAGCACCUGCCAGUGUGGGAAGAUGGGUUGGAGAAUAGAGAAUAGAGACAGUGCUGAAGGCAAUCACGCCCCUGACAAGUUGCAGCUGUACUAAUUACCAAAGAGUAGGAACAGGCCUGCCCUUAAUUGGCCGCAGCUGUGUCCAAUAAGGGUGACUGUUAAAAAAGAGUAGGUUAGCUAGUUGAGAGGAGAGUUGGAGUUUAUUAGCUGUGCUGAAGGACAGGAAGGAGUCAGCUAGCCAUGCAGAAGAAAGAGAAAAGGAGUCAUCGUUGUGAGGAGCUGCCCGUGGGAGAUCACAGAGAGAGGGUAGGAAAGUUUUACAGUAAGAUAACAAAGUGGCAAUGACAGUUUCCAUGCACCGUGGUUGGUGCCAAGCACCAACAAGGGUGGCCGGGAUGGGGAUGGGUCCCAACAUGCCAAUCCCUUCGCCAGUCUCUUGCUCCUGCCUGCUCCAAGUGCAGGGACGGCACCAGUAGGGGCCUGAGUGCAGUUACAGGGCUCAUCAGUCCCCAGACCCCAACUGUGUCUGGGAGUUGGUGCCUGGCCUGCUGCACCCCAAGGUCCUCCUCAACCCUUGGUGCUGCAGCCAGUCUCUGCACAGAAGCUGCUGGGGGCACUGCAGGGCCCCCAGCUCCUCAGGCAGAGCCAUUGUCACCACCUGUGCCUCAGACACGGGGGCUGCAGAUAUCCCUCUCAGGAGGGGCCAUACAGGUGUGUCCAGGUAGGGCACAGGGCAGUUCCAGAGCAAAUCGCUCAGGACGUUGCUUCCAGACACUGGGAGGUGCCUGCAACAUUGCAAUCCAACUGAGAGCAUUCUGCAGCAGGAGAACCAGAGUGUGUGUCAUGGCAGGGGAGCUGAGGGCACUCCUGGGGGACACAAUCCCAGGAGACACAGCUGCUGUCUCCACACCACUCACUAGCCCACACACAUCUCCACUGUGAAGUUCCAUAUUUAAACCUGCAUUUAGAUAUUUAAAAACACACUCUUCUUGCAUGUACUGAAUUGGUGGGAGAGGUGUGGUAAUCACAUACAAUCUGAACAGAGAUUAUAACUCCCCAGGAGUUUCCUGGGAAGCUGUGAGAAAACUUAGAUAAAAUAAUUAAAAGAAUUAUUAUCUCUCUUUCUGCACAUGUUGUUUACAGAUACAAUUUUCCAGAGUGUGCUAUUCCUAAUUCACCACUAGUGUGAGAGGUUUUUACUCCAGAACCAAUCCAGCCUUGGUUUAGCGAGUCGGGUUAUAAAAGCCGCACCGUUCCCGCCAUCCAGCGCCUCGGAUUAUGAUAUUCCACCUCUGCCGAGCGGAGUCUCUGCUCCGUCCCUGACUCAACGGCGAGCCCUGCAGAGCCCGCGUGGAACCGCAGCAUGGCCCGAGCCGCGCGGCCCCGCCGCCCUUCGCCACCGGACGCCUCUCGCCCUCCGGAGUGAGUGACUAAUGCUGCUAAACUCAUUCUAAAACCCGGCCCCUGGAUCUUGUGGAAGCCUUCCAGAGCAGAGGCAGGAAACAGUCACCUCAGCCCCAGCGCUGACUGCUUCUCUGUACAGCUGCAACACAUCAAAGGGGCCAUCUGGGCCAGCAGCUUUGCUUGGCAGAACCAGAAUUUGGCAAAUUUCUCUGCCUGGAGCACAAGGGACAGCACUGUUGAGAUCUCCUCUGCAUGGACACCCUGCAAGAAGGCAGGAUGGUGCUGGCUCACUCAGAGCUGCCCCUUACCUACGAUCUGCAGCUGAUGGAGUCCUUGGAACGGGCCUAGAGUGCAUGCCACUUGCCUUCGGCAGCUCUGGUUUAAGCUGAUCUCCUCUGCUUCUCAACUCAUCCUCAAGGACAUGAGUUUUGGAGUUGUGUAUGCUGUGAGACUGGUUUUUGUGACCUGUCCCUUGGGAUGCUGCCGUGUGUCCAGGAGCCACCACCUUCAUGUCCUUCCUGUCCGUUACCUCUUUAACCGUGGGCCUUGGCCGUGGUAAAGUGACACCUGGGUUCAGAUUUGAUUUCAGGUGUUGUUUGCUGUAUGCUAAGAAGGGAGCAACGUGCCCCAUUUGCAACAAUAGCUUUGGAAGCUGUCCCACCUCUCGGCCUGGCUGGACGUCUCCUGAGUUUUGGGUGGUCUCCCACAGAAGACCCUCACCUGUUUUACAAGGACCGUGACAGACAGACUGAGAUGUGAGGAGCCUCUCCAUCAAGGACUGAGAACGCCCCUCUCCUCCUUCCAAGGACUGGGACUGAACCCCCCAGCCCGGGGCAGGCGUGUGGGGGAGGCAAGCUGACCAAAGUGAGAUGUUUGCCUGCAGGUUGUGACCACUGGACCAAGAUAACAAAGGCUCUCGUUUACUGCUGAGAGCAUGGACUACCUGUCACAUCUAUUCCUUAUUGUAUCGGUUUCCCCCCCCUCACAAUUUUCAAUAAUAAAAACCUCUGAGUUAGCUAGAGACUUUGAGAUCUCCCCAGCGUAACAGGCGGAUCCUCGACUGGACUGGACCAAAGGACUUCAUCUCUACGUUGGUAGCUAUAUCCCCCUCUCUCUUUCUCUAUCUUUUUCUCUCCCUUAAUCCCUCUAUCUCAUUUUUGCUGUGGUUAUUUCAAUAAAGCUGCAAUUGUUUUGAUUAUCACUGCAAA
This is a messenger RNA of Agelaius phoeniceus (red-winged blackbird), 5254 nucleotides long. RefSeq names its product cytosolic purine 5'-nucleotidase-like. Gene Ontology annotation, molecular function: 5'-nucleotidase activity. NCBI's taxonomy places the organism in Eukaryota, Metazoa, Chordata, Aves, Passeriformes, Icteridae. The record is from RefSeq and is a predicted model, not a curated record.